AUGCGCAGGAGGCCAGGUGCCUGCCGGCUUGAGAAGCCGGUAGCAUCGCAGGCGUCCGGCGUCCUCAUGGUGCUGUGUCAGGGCGGCGAGGCCGCCGCCGUUUCAGCAGCGGGCGGGAAGGAGCCAGAGGUGCCGCUGAGUCAGGAGGAUGGUGCGGGUACGGGGCAGCCUUGCCUGUGCCCGGCGGCCGGCAUAGAGGCGGCAGGCGCCGAGGAGCGCCGUGUUUGUGGCUGCUGUUCGGGCUUGCCUUGGCCGCGCUGCUGCAAGGCACCUGGUGAGGAGGGGGAGACUAAGAAAGCAUGUCCAGGACUUGGUCUGUUUUACACCGUACUGUCUGCCUUCCUUUUCUCAGUGGCCUCUUUAUUUCUUAAAAAAAUAGAAGAUGUACAUUCAGUGGAAGUGAGUGCAUUUCGAUGUGUUUUCCAAAUGGCAUUCGUUCUUCCGGGUUUAAUAUACUACAAAACAGGGUUUUUGGGACCAAAAGGUAAAAGAAUUUUUCUUUUCUUCCGAGGACUCCUUGGCUCUAGUGCAAUGAUCCUUAUCUACUAUGCCUUCCAAGUCAUGCCACUAGCUGAUGCCACUGUUAUAACUUUUAGCAGUCCUGUUUUUACAUCGUUGCUGGCAUGGAUCUUUCUUAAAGAGAAAUACAGUCUUUGGGAUCUUCUGUUUACCCUCUUCGCAGUCACUGGAGUGGUUCUUAUUGCCAGACCACCGUUUCUGUUUGGGUCAAACAUUACAGGGAUUGAAGGAAGUUACACAGACCACAUUAAAGGAACUAUAGCAGCAAUUACAAGCACAGUAUCUGGAGCUUCGACUUUUGUUAUAAUAAGGAAGGUGGGAAAAUCUGUGCAUUAUUUUUUGUCAAUUUGGUAUUAUGCAGUCAUUGGUUUAAUUGGAUGUGUCAUAGCGUUAUUUGUUAUGAAUGAAUGGAGUUUACCAUCGUGUGGCAGAGAUAGGGUUCUUCUAAUAUUAAUAGGACUGUUAGGGUUAGGGGGUCAGAUAUUUCUCACAAAAGCAUUACAAAUAGAGAAAGCUGGACCUGUAGCCAUAAUGAAAACUAUGGAUGUGGUGUUUGCUUUUAUUUUACAGAUUCUUUUUCUCAAUCACUUGCCGACCUGGUGGACUGUGGGUGGUGCCCUUUGUGUAGUAGCUAGCAGUUCUGGAACUGCCAUUCGUAAGUGGCGGCAAAGCUUGAAAAAAGCUAAACAAAAUGAAAUCUGA
Messenger RNA from Indicator indicator, 1221 nucleotides. It is a transcript of the gene SLC35G1, whose product is annotated as solute carrier family 35 member G1. Gene Ontology annotation, cellular component: endoplasmic reticulum membrane; plasma membrane. The coding region runs from base 1 to 1221 and encodes 406 amino acids. Gene Ontology annotation, biological process: calcium ion export across plasma membrane; regulation of cytosolic calcium ion concentration. Lineage: Eukaryota; Metazoa; Chordata; Aves; Piciformes; Indicatoridae. The record is from RefSeq and is a predicted model, not a curated record. The transcript has 3 exons.